Saccharomyces mikatae IFO 1815 is the source of this 2037-nucleotide messenger RNA. RefSeq names its product sorting nexin 1 (gene VPS5). The transcript has a single exon. The coding region runs from base 1 to 2037 and encodes 678 amino acids. Gene Ontology annotation, molecular function: phosphatidylinositol binding. The record is from RefSeq and is a predicted model, not a curated record. Gene Ontology annotation, biological process: protein retention in Golgi apparatus; retrograde transport, endosome to Golgi. NCBI's taxonomy places the organism in Eukaryota, Fungi, Ascomycota, Saccharomycetes, Saccharomycetales, Saccharomycetaceae. Gene Ontology annotation, cellular component: endosome.
AUGGACUACGAAGAUAAUUUAGAGGCUCCUGUUUGGGACGAACUUAACCAUGAGGAAGAUAUAACUCAGAGUGUUAUUCCAAAUCCAAUUGAGUCCGUACAUGAAGCAUCUGCACAUGAAGAAGAAGAAAAAAAGGACAUUGUGGAGACCAAAGCUCCAUUUACUGACGAAAAUAGUUUGGCUGUUGCACCUAAAUGGGAAGAGCCUGGUUCACCUAUGGCUGAUAAUUCGUUGGUGGAGGAGGAAGAAUUUCAUGACAAUUCCAAAUCGGAUGCUUUAAUAAACUCUCUGGCUCCUGAACAGGAUCCAAUUUCUGAUCUUAAUAACAAUUCUACGCAGUUCUCUGCGAAACAAUCUAAUGAUGCGUUGUUUACAGGAAACGCCAACUCUCCCUUAGUUUUUGAUGAUACAAUAUAUGAUACUAACACAUCCUUAAACAGUAGUUCAAAAAGUAUCUCUGGAAGAAGAUCCGGUAAGCCACGAAUUCUUUUUGAUUCUGCUAGAGCUCAAAGAAGCUCCAAACGAAACCAUUCUUUGAAAACGAAGAGUACAAUUGCUUUCAAUGAUGCCAUCAAAACACCAUUUACUGAUCCGUUAAAGAAAGCUGAAAAAGAGAAUGAAUUUGUUGAAGAACCAUUGAAUGAUGAGGAGGAAAGAAGAGGAAGCAAUGAGGCAACAAUCAUAGCUUGCGCUAAAAAGAAUAUCCUUGAGCAGGUAGAUAGGCCCUUAUAUAAUCUUCCCCAGAAAAAUAUUAAUACAGCAAGCCCUAUCAAGGUUGAAGCAAAUUCGGAGAUGGUUAAAAAAACUAAGAAAGAGUCAAAGGUGCUAUCAACCGAAAAGCCAGUGGCUUUUAACGUUGAGGUGAAAGACCCAGUUAAAGUAGGUGAGUUAACAUCCAUUCACGUGGAAUAUACUGUAAUAAGUGAGUCACCAUUACUCGAACUAAAAUAUGCUCAGGUGAGUAGGCGUUAUAGGGAUUUUAGGUGGCUAUAUCGCCAACUGCAAAACAAUCAUUGGGGCAGAGUAAUACCACCACCGCCAGAGAAGCAGUCGGUGGGAAGUUUCAAGCAAGAUUUCAUUGAAAAUAGAAGAUUCCAAAUGGACACUAUGUUAAAAAAAAUAUGUCAGGAUUCUGUUCUACAGAAGGACAAAGAUUUUUUACUAUUUUUGACCAGUGAUGAUUUUGGUUCAGAGUCUAAAAGAAGGGCUUUUUUAACCGGAUCAGGCGCAAUUAAUGAUAGUAAUGAUUUAUCAGAAAUCCGGAUAAGCGAAAUACAGCUAUUAGGCGCAGAGGACGCCGCAGAUGUAUUAAGAAAUGGUGGUAUUGAUGCAGAAUCGCACAAAGGAUUCAUGAACAUAUCUUUUUCUUCACUACCUAGGUACAAUGAAACGGAUGAAUUCUUUAUUGAAAAGAAACAAAAGAUGGAUGAACUGGAAGAUAAUCUGAAAAGAAUGGGAAAAUCUUUAGAAAUGGUUGAUACGUCAAGAAAUAGUUUGGCUGCGUCAACCGAGGAAUUUUCUAGUACGCUAGAAACCCUAGCUUCACUGAAUAUAAGUGAGUCUAACUCAGAACUAUUGAAUAAUUUUGCUGACGUUCAUAAAAGUAUCAAAAGUUCUCUUGAGAGAAGCUCUUUACAAGAAACAUUGACCAUGGGUGUAAUGCUAGAUGAAUACAUCAGGUCAUUGGCUAGUGUAAAGGCCAUUUUUAAUCAGAGAGCCAAAUUGGGGUACUUUCUGGUAGUUUUGGAGAACGACAAGAACAAGAAACACUCACAACUGGAAAAAUUGGGUCAAGAUGUUCAUUCGGAAAAGUUCAAAGAAAUCAAAACAGAAUUUUUAACAUUAGAAAGACGCCAUAACCUUACAAGGACACAUUGGCAAGAAAUUGGUGAAAGAAUAAAGAAUGAAUUUGAGAGUUUUUCUAUUGAUAAGAUUCGGGAAUUUCGAAAUGGUAUGGAAAUAUCACUAGAAGCAGCCAUUGAAUCCCAAAAAGAAUGCAUCGAGCUUUGGGAGACAUUCUAUCAAACCAACCUUUAG